This is a messenger RNA of Eurytemora carolleeae, 13131 nucleotides long. RefSeq names its product KICSTOR complex protein SZT2. Lineage: Eukaryota; Metazoa; Arthropoda; Copepoda; Calanoida; Temoridae. Bases 488 to 12121 code for a protein of 3877 amino acids. Gene Ontology annotation, cellular component: peroxisome. The transcript has 25 exons. The record is from RefSeq and is a predicted model, not a curated record.
UCAGGAUCCGGAUCCAGGAAGCCAAAAUCUUGCGGAUCCAAUGGAUCCGGAUCCGGAUCCUAAGCACUGGCUGAAAUAUAGAUUACAACAAUAAAAACCCUCAAGGACCCUUUCUACAAUAAAGACUUACCCUCCUUUGACUUGUAAUGUUACCCAACCUCUAGAACACGCUUAAAUGAAUAAAGUUUAAGUCUGUAGAUAAGAUAUUUAUUGAUUAUAAAUCUACAUUCGUAGUCUGUAGAUAAGAUAUUUAGGCUGUGACAAGCAUCGUUAACGGGAUCCGGGAGAAAGCUAAUUGCAUCCAACAUAUUAUCUGAUCGACAUUAGCUGGUAAGAAAAUUGAACCGGUAUAACUAUAGUGAACUAAAAUAAAAUAAUGAAGGGCUGAGACGUCUAAAAGUACCUUAAAAAAAUGUUCUCAAAACUUAUUGAACUUCCCUCGUAUGUUAAAGUUUAUAAUUACAGACAAAAUGUAUAAUAUGAUAUAAUGUCGGAAGGAGAUGUGGGAGAUGUGGUAAGGAUUAUGCAAAAGGAAGAGGAGAAUGGAAAGGAAGAAAUGCCUUUUCCCGUAAAAAGAAAAGAAUAUGAUGAUAAAAUUUUCACUCAGAACGAUCUAGAAACUCGAGAACUAAAACAAAAUGUUGAUGGUAUUGAAGAUAUUGAAAAUGAAAACAAUUAUAAGGAAGAGGAAGAUAGUCUGAACAAGGUAGAAGAAGACCAAGACAUAGUAGAGGAUGAUAACAAUGAUAAGGAAGAUGAAGACCAAGACAUAGUAGAGGAUGAUAACAAUGAUAAGGAAGAUGAAGACCAAGACAAGGUACAGGAUGAUAACAAUGAUAAGGAAGAUGAAGACCUGGACAAGGUAGAGUGUUAUAACAAUGAUAAGGAAGAUGAAGACCAAGACAAGGUACAGGAUGAUAACAAUGAUAAGGAAGAUGAAGACCUGGACAAGGUAGAGUGUUAUAACAAUGAUAAGAAAGAUGAAGACCAAGACAAGCUGGAGGAUGAAGAGGAUGAGAAUCAUGACAGGAAUGAAGAGUAUGAUUGCUUUGAGAAAGAAGUCGAUGAAGAAAAAGAGGUGAAUGAGGAGAGUAAUAAUCAUGAGACGGAAAGUGACGAGGAGGGAAGGGAAGAGGAUCCUGGCAAGAAGAAUGAGCAAGGUAUGGAAGAGAGUUUGGACCAGGAGGGAGUAAACCAUGAGAAGGGGGAUAGCGAUGGAGAGAAAGAGAUGAAAGAUGAUGAUAUCUGGAGAGACGAUAACUCAAACCCUGAGAAUCAAGAAGUUGAAGUUUUGACAGCAGACAGGAUAUUUCUAAUCAUGAAGAAAGAAUACAGAUUAUCUCGAAAUACACGUGCACUCUGGUAUUUCUACCACAUGAACACAGUGAUUGACGUGCAGAACAGACAAGAGCUCUCCCAGUUCACCGGAGACCUGGAGGUCGUCUCCGUAAUGCCGGAGGAACCGGUUCCUGCAGAGUGGGAUUGGGACACAGGACACUUGUACAAAUAUAAGGUAACAUCUGGGACCAUGGUGACCUUCCUAUCCCAGCAGUAUAGGUUCGUCUACAUGUUGGACUUUACUCCUUCCGUUGCAGUCACGGAUAUCAAGAAGAACUGUGUACUAGUUGAUCAAUUGAUAAAAGCUUUGAGAAGAUCUCUAGAAGGGGUUAUUCGUCCCUUCACUAUUCCUGGUUCCCAGGUUUUAUUUACUCCGGAUAUAUACGUCACUGUGAUAGCUUGGACUCCAUUUCUCUGCAAUGGAGCUCAGAAAGUUCUUCAUCAAGGUUGGUUGGUGACCCCGGAGAAUCUAGAAACAUUUAUGGUUGAUGUUAAACAAGGUCUUCAUGAACUUGAAGAUCAUGUUUCUAAGAUCGCAUCGUUUGUAAUUGAUGAGCUUGAGAUGAUCAAGCUUCAGUCCGAGAGGAUCGUCGGAGAUCUUUUUGAGGAGAGUGUUGAGGGAUCACCGUUGGCUCCCAGUGUUCCAAUGGCAGCUCCAGACACAGGAUUUGUGAAUAUGGUUCAGACAGGAAUGUUAGCUCUUCAGCUCCUACCAGAGAACAGUUCAGCAACUAUACUGAUUAUCACAGACGGAGUUAUUAGCGUACCUGAUGUAAAUAUAAUGGAUGCCCUACUGAACCAACUUCGAUCCCGUAGUAUCUGUCUCUCAUUCUUAGAAGUCUCAUCCUCAUACCAUCCUCACUCAGGAUUUGGAUACUGUCCUUACAACGAGCUCAUGCAAUUUAUGUCCUUGGCAACCUCUGGGGCAUAUUUACCCCGAGUUCCUGAAGUUCACAUUGAACCCUCCGAACCUUAUCUCUACGAGAUGAACCAGUAUCAUGAAGCUUUCCUAGCCUGGAGCUUCAGGAAGUGUUUGGAAGGAAUUGAAAUGAAACCUGCCUUGGUUCCGUCCGACCUUGAUCUAUGGAGGAAGGGUCGGUAUACCGAGAUUAAAAACCAGUUCUUCACCACGGUUGCUGAGGAGGCUCUGGUGUGUAAGAAGAGGUUAGAGAUGACGGUUAACUCGACGCUUAUCUCAAUCCUAUCCUGCAGGUUACGUGAAGGAUAUACGGUAAACACCUUGGAUCUGAAGGAUAAGGAGAUGAAGGUUAAGCUGACUCUACCCUGGAAGUACCACACGUUUAUCCACUACACUAUAUCUUCUAUCUGGAGUCAGGAGGGUCCUGAAUCCACACGGUGCAGAGUAGAGGUAUCUGUUGAGGGUCCCUACGAUAUUAUUUACGACAUUGUCUGUCAGACCAAUAAGAAGUUCUCUAGUCACUACCGAACCUCUGUGAUAAAGAAGUUCUACCUGACCCUGCAGCAGCUGAACCAGACGGAUAAACUCCUGGUUCACAUCAACUCCUUUGCGUCACAGGCCAGCAACUACACACUCCCGGAUACUAUCAGGAACGGUUUACCCCUGUUCACGCUGGCUCAGGGUACAGGAGCCCCUGUUCUCUACUCCCAGGAUACAAUACCAUCCUUUGUAAACUUCUGGAGACCAAUCUUCUCUCUUGAUAUCAAUAUCUGGCAUAGAUGGAUGCAUACCCAUAGGAUUACUCUGUUACUUCAACACGACCAACCACUGACUAAACAUCUACUAAUGUCCAGCAGUACAGGAAGGUACCAUCCAGUCCUCUGUAAGAAGGCAGCAAGCAAAGUAUCUGAACUCAUCAAGAACUCGUCAGAGUUCUGUCUUCUAGAAAGCCAUUCGUAUAUUUCUUUUAUCAAGGAUGAGCAGGGGCACCCGACCUCGUUCUAUGUGAUUAAGGUGACCUCUAAACCUCCCUGUCUCGUGGUCUGGGUUGCAUUCCUAGGAGGGAUACCUGGGUCAGAGCGUCACACAAUUGUGUCAGAUCUUGUCAGGAAAUUAGAAGAACUUACGAUGAAACAACGAGUUACCUGGCGAGAUAUUCCAAUAUAUAAAAUAAAAUAUUCAUCAGAAACAUCUCCCUUGGACAUUGAUAGAAAACCUAGCUCUAGAUCCCAUGUAACUUCAGGUUCAUAUUUCCCUGAUGUUUUCUCAUGCAAUCUUCUAAAUAAACCUGUUGAGAAAAUCCUAGUCAGGUAUGAGAAUGUACCUUCGGACUACAGAAGCUUGUUGGGAUCCUUACAUACCAGAACUCAAGGUUCCUCUACAGCUCAGAAAAUGGAAAAUGAGCAGAGUAAAAAUGCAUCUGCUGCAUUCCUCACCCUAUCUAGAUACUUGAACCAUCAAAGAUGGAUCUAUUCUUUACAGAAUACUCCAAGUGUGGCAAUAUCUCCAACCGCUGUUAGUCGGAUUCUCCAAACUGUUUGUAAAGCCCGGAUACAAGAAGGGUUUACGUUUGCUCACUCUGCCAAAGGAGUUCAGAAUAUGGUGUUAGAGGUUCCAAUGUGCGCGGACGGAGAAAGUUCUCGUGAUCUAGUUCCUCAAUCUUGUGUUAUUCAAUAUAUUAUCUUCCCACCUCACACAACAACAACCAGCUCCGGAGAGAGUAUCAGUGAAGAAGAGUUUCCUCUAGGAUCUGUUAAAGACGAUGCAUCAAACGAUGCUGAUGGAGAAGUUCAGAUAGUUCUGGAGGUCUGGACUGAACCCCAGGAUGGAAUAAUAAGCCAACAUCAGCACAAUAAAUAUCUAGCAGGGAAGCAAAGUAGGGAAAUAUCGACCACCAUGUUUUCCAAAGACCUGGAGUGUAUAUCAACCUUGGUAACAUUUGAGCACCUAGUGAUGAUGUGUCAGAACCCUUGUAUCACCUCCCCCCUUACUGACACUUUUUCAAUCUCUCAUAUCUACACUAAUCAGAACGCUUUUCUGCCAGAGAAAAGUUUACCAUCAGUUGGAGCCUCUAUACACGAGGUUCCAUUUGCAUUUGAUCUGCUUAAUCUACUUCCUAAAGCUGAUCAGACAGAAAUGAUAUUUUCUCUUUUUAUUCAGAAUUUGAUUGGAGUCGUGCCAGAAAAUUCAUUUUCGUUGUUUAACUCUCUCAAGAGUACGGCGGACAGACCGAAUGCCAUGCUUUUUGAAAGUUUUAUCAAAGAGCUGACGGAGGUUUCAGACAGGGAACUAAGCCUCUCAUGCAACGACUGCAAAGCUCUUCCAGAAAUCAUUCGAAAACGUCAUACAUCGAAUUUUCAUCUGCAACCGAACCAUAAUGCAUCUGGACGGAGGUCAAUGCACUCCACCAGUGUAUCUUCCCACCAGCCUCAGAGGACCGAAUACAACUCACGGAGGUUUCCCAGUGGGAACUCUGUAACCAGCAGUCUUGCUGACACACAUAGGGAUAGUCACAGUCAACAUGAUUUUAGUAAUAGUGAGUAUGUGUGCGGAGAUCCUAAAUGGAAAUGUUUUCUCAAAGCAAUUAGUCCUACUCACAUGGUUUUAACUCUUGUCCCGGCCUCCUUUGAGGAUUUGAGAAUACUUACAAUUAGUCCUGACGUACUUGAAGGAAGCAAUUCUGAUAUUGUAGAUGUCAUCAAAGAACCAUUACCAACCUCGAACACUGAAUUGAUCGGGAAUCUUGAUGAUAUAAGCAUAAACUCUUCAAUUCCUAAUCUAGAGACGGUACCUAAGGAACCGAUGGAGUUAAGAUCUCCAAGAUUGGAAAAUCUGCAGGGUAUGAGUAGACAAAGGUCUGGAUCUGAUGUGUUUGAGAUGAACCGACCAAAAAUAGUUCCUAUGCGUAAACUCUCUGGAGAUCCUGGACCCAUGCGGGACAGAACUGCUUCUCUGGAUGGAUUAUCUCAGUUUCGUGCUAAAGCUUUGCUAAAGAAGAAGUUGAAGGAAGCGAGAGAUAGGGAUAUGACAGAUAGUAUCGAACAGAAGCUUUCAAGUCCCAUAGCGGAGGAAAAUACAAGGAGACGUCAUAGACCCCUGAGCAAGGAUGAAGUCCCAGCUGUGGAAUCCUUACAAUGCUCAUCUCCAAUUAUAUCCCUAAAUACAAGACAAGUAGUUGGAUCUUUGAGUAUCCCUAUAUAUGUUUAUGAUUGUAGUUUCCUCGGUCUAACAAAUAGUGUUAUUUACAAAGAACGAGUAGAGCCUCCCAGAAAUCAUCAUCUGAACUUUUUGUUCAAACCUGAAAUCAGGAGUGAGAAGGAGGUCAGUGAUGAUCCCAGGUUUUCUACUCAGAAAACUCCUGAACCCGAGGGACCAACCUCGAAUGAGUUUACAGAUCAUAGUUGCCAUAUUGAUAAAGAUGUAAAGCAGUGGUAUCAUGUUAUCAAGAUGAUUUACUUUAAAUCUUUUGUCAGUGUUCUUUUCCGCAGUCUGCAGCUUAAACUUCCCAUUCAUAGCUAUGAUAUUAAACAUGCUGUUGAUUAUUGUGACAAUGACACUACCUAUGAUCUUGAACUUGAAACCUAUGUGAAAGCUGUCUGCCCUCAUUUAUACCUUCAGAAAGAGAACCCCGAAGUACUCGAUAUAAAUGCGGUGAAGUCCGCAGUGAGUUGCUUCAAGCAGGAUAGCUGGCAUAAAUCGGUUCAGAAGAAGUUCUUAGAAAUUGUUGGAAGUAAGUUUAGGUCUGUGCCAGGGCUAGAGGAUAUAUUCUUCUUCUGUCCUCCUGGUCUUGACUUCGGAGAGUUGGUUAGGAUGAGUUCAAGGAGACGGGAUGAAACUAAAUCCAGCGGGAGCAACUCUAAACAUCUUAACUCUUAUCGGCCUAAAGGGGAGGAGGAAGAUGAUAAAACUAUUGAGUUUAGGUCUAACGUCUCAAACCAAAGUUUGAAGUUCAACAAAAGUCAAACGGAAACUGAAAUAGAGACAGCGCAGAGAGACUUUCACAGUAGUUUGUCUUUUGUUUCUCAAUCUGAGGAAGAAUGGGACUCAGAUGAUGAUGAGAUUGAUCGGGAUUCAGACGAGUUUUCUCCGCCGCUCUUUAUUCAGUUUUCCUUCUCUAUUUCUCAGGAGAACCAGGAUAUCAUUAGUGUCCCUGUAAGUUAUCUUCCAUCUUGUAUGUGUGAGAUAUUUCAAGACAAAAACUUGCCUGAUCCCGAGCAAGAUAUCCUGGUUGGAGCCCUGGGACUUAGGAUAGAUAUCGUAUGUAUGACACUGCCUCAAAGUGUUCGGAAUAUUACGGAGAAUGUCGGAACUCUAAGAUCUACCUCUCUCUGCUCAACCUCGUCCUUUAGAAACUCACGAAGUGCACCUGAAGAAGAUCUUGCAGAUAUACAUGAUCUCAUCGGAGAUGAUAUUGGUUCAGAGGAUAUAUUAUCCCAUCUUCCAGCCUACCAGCACAAAGCUGUCAUGGACAUCAAGGAUGAGUUGAACUGGAUGCUUAUGGACGAGAUUGGGUUUGCUCUGAGUAAAUCCUCUCCUCUCACCUACCAGACAUUGGAUUUUAUCUGUAAACACGUUCAGGCCUCGACUAGAGAUAGACCAGGAUCUAUGAUGGAGGCUGUUGAGUUGGAGUUUGUGUUUGGCAAAGAGACAAGUUUGGGAAAAUUCAAAGAACUGUUUGGGAAAAUCAAUGUUCAAGGUUUUGUACUGAAGCAGGAAAAAGAGUUUUACUAUCUAGAGCGUUCACUAAAUCUUCCUGUGGAUGAGUACUGCCAAACAGGGAAACGUAAAUACAUGCGACAAGGUAGACAGAUUCAACUUUCUCCAGUAAAGGAGACAUACAAUCAAUCAAUAGCUUUUGGGGAGGAGAAUACAGGAAGCAGACAAGAGGAACAUCUAGACUUGCCAGUUCAGUUUGAUAAGUUUGAUAAGUUUGAUAAAUUUGAUAAGUAUGAUCUAGAGCUAAAGCUUGGCCCUGAGAAAUUUUCCAAUUCUCUAGUCCUGGAUUGGAGGCUUAUUGUCAAAAUAGAAGAGGAGCGUGUUUUACUAUUUGUACAUCACAGGGAGCAAGAUUUUCCUGUCCCCGCAUGGAAAUUCAUCCAAGAGGAGUUGAAAUCUCAAAUUACUGAUCUCUGUAUCAAGGUGAACCAGGAUCUCCUGCUCCAGGAUCUAAAUGAGACUCGUCUCUGUAACCGGCUCCUGGAACCGGAAACCAACGAAGACGCAUGGAGGGACAAUGGACGACAACUCUCCAUGGAAGAUUAUUCUGAUGCCCCUUACCUGGAAGCUAACCUUAACAUGAGAUGGGUUCCAGGAAAGUUUCAUUGUCCUGAAGUUUGGAGAACCUCGUUUUCUCUUCAUCCCAGACUGAAACAGGGUCAGGGACAUAUUCAAUCCUGGGGUCUGCAAACAGUCAAAACAGUUUUACUCCACAACAUGGUGUCUAAUAGAUCCGACAUGUUUGUACACAUGGACGAUAAGAAGAAUAUUUACUACAUAAAGAUAUCUGAACAGAUGACACAAAUUUAUCCUCAUUCUGUUAUCAGCCGACAAACCUCCAUAAUCUCUAAAGAAGAAGAUACGUUCUCAAGAACGUCUUCGGUUGGAUCUUCUAAGCAAAUGAGGAAAACCUCUUUAGAUUACUACCGUGAGGAUUCGCACCACGUCACCUCAAGAUCUAACUCUGUCGGAGAGUCGGACCGGAGUAAGAAUGAAGAUCAGAUAAUUUUCAAGGUGUACGGUAUAACUGAGGUCGGGAAGAAUGUGAAGGAGGAUCUGACAGCAGUAUUGCAGAAGAAGCUCGACGACAAGGUGGUGGAAGUGAUCAGUACAAUGCUGAAGAGGAACAUAAGGUGUAAACUGGCAACAGAGGAUGUAUUAUUCCUACAGAAACCUGGUAGUCUACCAACCUCUACUCUUCAGUUUAAGGUUCAUGUACAGGCAAUGCCGUAUCUGCUUGCCAUUGUGUUCUAUCUUAAACAGAACUUAGUUCAUAACACUUUAUUUAUCCAGCCGAACUAUACUGCUGGGAACACUAGAAGGUUCAAGGAUACCAGUUCAACAGAAGAUCAUCUUCAUCCCAACUCAUUCGCCUCGGACGCAGAUGUGUUUAUUUACAAUGAUCACAACGAAAAGGGAGGUAAGAAUGGUAUUGCAUGUUUAGCAAUGUCCAUUGUGGAUGGAAAAGGAAAUUUUUUCCGUCCUUGCUCUCAUCCCAAACCUGUCAGUUCCUUAUCUUCAACCCCUCCUAAUAUAUCAGAUCUAACCGAACUAAUCCAAACGGAAUUAUACAUUGAGGAUGAGGAACCCAAGACUCCAGGCCCAGGUCCCAUGGCACUAAUCCAGUUCAAGGUUUGGGAGUCUGGUCGUGUAGACAUGUCGAAGUUAACUUCACAUCUAGAGAAUGCAAUAAUGCAUUCGCUUUGGGACGUUGUGGUAGAAUUUAAACUUUUACCAGAGCCUAUCUGUGUUGGAAUCAAUGAGGAAGACCUGGAAACUGACACAAUAACAGAUCUGAAUUCUUCAGUAGAUUUGGUAUUUAACACGUCUAUGGAGCUGGAGCAACUAAAACCAGAACCGAAGAAACUGACCUUGAAAAGGUUGAGUGAGGAAGCUAUUGUCGCAUACGGAUACAGUUCAAGUUCUAGUGUUCCUCAGAUAGUUGUGGUUGGAAAAGAGGCCAGCGAAGUUCUUGAUCCUGAACCUGCGGAUAAGGUUCCAACUCCUCUAGAACUUGGUGACCGAGGAUCAUUAUCUGUGGUUAUGCAUAAAUCCCUAUGGAGUUGGUUUGAGGUUGGGAAAGAUCUUGAAUCACCAUCCUGUCAUAAACACAGUGUCAAUAUUUCAACUAAACAUGAGUUCCCAACCCUGCUGAAGGAGCUUGCAAACAUUAUCCGUGAUACUGUUCUUGACCUAGAUGUUAAACUCUUCAAUAAACAAACUCCUAAAAAUAUUUAUCUUCCAUUCUCCACCUCUAAACCAACAGAUGAAUUCUUUAUUGUCGGACGGAAUAUAAAAACCUGGAAGCAUGUUAUUGAUGAAAAUCAGGAUUUAAACUUCUUGAAAACUGCUUCUCCUGUCAACUUACAAAAGUUUCCUUCUCUCCUCCAAACCAUGCCUCUUGGAGAUUCCUCUGUAUUCUAUACUCCAGGCUCUGGGUUGCCACAGACUCCUGUAACUCCUGGUUCUGCUAGUUCUCCAAACCUGGCAGUAGGAGGGGGAUUCUUGUCUCUCCAGGGGAAUACAGAAAUAUUCAUACCGAGGCAGAGAAUUAUCGUUGGGAAGGUGAAUAAAGAGAGCAUAGAAUUUUACUUCUACAAUAUAUCCCGAGAUUGUGUGGAUAAACUCAAAUCUCUGACUUCAGGAUUAGGAGAUUGGUUUACAGCAAGAUCCUGUUUACUCUCCUCCAUAGUAUCCCAGAAACUAGGACUCUUCCACAACCAAGCCUUCCUCCGAACCCAGAAGAAACCUCUGCGUGAACGGAUUGGAGAGCGAGGACAGGUUGAGAACCUUCUCAAGUAUAAUUCUCCGGGUGCUGUUCCAACUGGAAAAUCCAAACCUGAGGAAUUGGCUGAUUUUCAAUUUGUGUUCAGAAACGCUAAGAUAGAUUAUCCUGAUAGAAAGAGGUUAGCAGGGACGGAUAUUCUAAUGGAAGCAGAGAAACAAAUUCAUCGGAUUAAUAAUUCUGAGAGUAAACAGUAUCUUCAGGCACUCUACCAUCUCUGGAAUUCACGAGGUGAAAACUGCAGUGUUAACUACACAGAGGAUUUGAUUAAAUAUUUCAAACAAAAAUCCAGAAUGCUCCACUACGUCUUUACUCCUCUACUCUUCCUACCUCUAUGGAGGAUGAAUGCUAAUAAGACGCGAGAUCACGGAGCGGAUUCACAUUCUCCGACUACAGCUGAGGAGGAACCUUCGUCAAAACCAACAGCUAGUUCGGUUCAAUCUGAGAAAACAAGACACACCUCUGGGAAUUCAUUCCAGAAAGAGAAAACCAAACGGUCCAAGUCUGUAACGAGCCAAUCAGGAUUUUACGCCUCGAGUCCAACCGGAAAAUCUCCGACAGGUUCGCCUAAACCUGUCAGGGUAAACCUGGAUGAGAAGUUUCAUCUUGAUCUCGUCUCCAACUUCUUCCAGGAGUAUGAACAAUACCUUCAGACUCUAGGAUUUACUCUUAUAAAUAUCAGUCAUCCCAAGGCAACCAGGAAGACCCGGAACUCUAUGGAGAGUUCUGUUGACCGUCCUGUUCUAAGGAGAAGAACUGCAACAAGCUCUUCAAAGAUGAAAUCGAAGGUUGUUUAUCUUCAGAAGUCUUUGCUAGGUGGUCUUCUCAUAUUUGAGAUUGGAGUAUCUGAACCCUUCUUCUACACCAAGUUUCAUGCUCUAGAGGCACAGAGGUUACAUCUCUCCUUCUCCAAUCAUAAUAUCAGUCAUAGAAACUUCACAACAACAUUUCUGGAAGAAUGUGAUAACAUUAAACUACUGAUCCAUCUUCACAGUUUCACGUAUGAUUAUCAUCUGAGAACUGUGUCUGGAUAUAUUGGACAAAAACCUUCUCAGCUGAGGAAAGGUUUCCAUGUUGUUUCCUUCCUUGAAGAUUUCAUGAAAUAUUACAGUAAAGGUCCAAACUUUGCUCGGAAUUUUAUUCAUACUGGUGUUCUCCAUAUCAUUAGUCAGGGUGUAUCUCCCGUCAUACUGUACAACUACCUCCUCUCCCACGAGAAGCAGUACAACAUGGAGGUGAUCAGGAUGGAGCCGGUGUUCGUAGAUCCAAACUCUGAGUUUGACAAUGAGUUUAUACUUGUCCAGAUCUCGAACCAUAAAGUUAGCUACAGGGAUCACCAGGAUGCCAAGCGUGUUGAUGAUUUUGACGUUUCUCUUAUCCUGUCAUAUGAUCCUUGUCCAGCGGAUUUAACGGAAAACCAGAAGAAUGUUUUGUCUCUCAAGUACUUUGUGGUGAUGACCUCUAAGCGUGAUCUACUGCCUAUGCUUGACGUGGAGAAGAAGCAAGGGAACUUCAGAGCUGUAGUUUCUGCUGUUGUUAACAAUAGUCUCUUCAAGAUCUCUACUCCAGUCAACCCUCCCUCAGGGCUUGUUAUACCUAGAGCUCCGACUCCGCCUCUUAUCCAGGCCCUGCUUCCUUCUGAGACUGGUGGAGAACUAGAGUUGGAGAAGGGAGCUGAGGAGGAUACAGGAGGAGGAAUGAUCAAAUCUCAAAUUCUCAGAAAAUCAGCAAUCUGGAAAUUCAAGUUUCUUCUGGAAAAAUAUCCAAAAUCCUCAGAUAACUGUAAACUGACUGGGAUAAGGCGUGAAUCUGUAAACUAUGUUGGAUAUUAUUCACAACAUGAAGAAACAAUGAAGGAAGUUAUUCUCUCACAGGCUAAAAUGGCAGAAGAGAAGAUAACUCUAGUUGUCCGGGAUGCAAUGGUGGACUGUAGGAGGGAUCAACUCUGGUUAAGGUUGAGUACAAACUCUCCUCCUCUCUCAUUCUCAGAGUUCGUUCAUCUCACUACUCUGGUUCAUAGUGAAACUUUAGACGAGUUGGAUCCUAAACUGUCUCCCCUGUUGAAUAAAACUACUGGAUGGUAUCACAGUUUCUCUAAACUAGUCUGCUCCAAGUACUCUAACUCAUACAGACAGUUCUCCUCUGCUGAUGGACAGAUCCAGCAUACAGCUAUACUGUUAGAGGGAUCAUUAGGAACAUUUCCUCUGGUUUCUGUUGAUUUCUCAACAAAAGAGGGAUCUCUUGCUAUUGUGUACAGAGAGCCGCAGCACUCGACCCAGUCUAGUUCAAUCCCUGUAAACUCCAACCUUAUCAAGGACUUUGUAGAGCUCUGCUGUUUUCAUCUUUGGACUCAGCUUCUAUAGUUCCGUCAUCUUUUGCUCCUAAAGAUCUGUAAACUUCAAAGUUAGCUUUGACUGCUGAUUUCAGCUCUUGAAGUUCAUCAAAUUUGUAAGCUUUAUUUGCUCCGUUAUCUCCAUAAGCUCCUUAAACUCCGUUAGCUUUAUUAGCUUCUUAAGCUCCUAAGACUCCGUUAUCUCAAUUAGCUUAAUCAGUUUUUAAACUCCGUUAUCUCUAUAAGAUCCUUAAACUUCGUUAUCUCUAUUAUCUCCAUCAGUUCCUUAAACUCCGUUAAUUCUAUUAGCUCCGUCAGUUUCUUUAACUCCGUUAUCUCGAUCAGCUCCUUAAACUCCUCUCCUCCGGUCUUUAAGUUCCUAUAAAUUUGUUUAUGGAGAAGUAGCUGUUUUUCCUUUAGUUUUUGGUAUCAAAACUUGGAGCUUAUACGAGUUGCAUGUGUAAAGUGUGUGCUAUGUCUAUUGUCUAUAUCGUACAUUAAAAUGCUGGAUACUUCUAUAUUUUUGUAAUACAGAACUGUGAAGACUGAGAAAAAUGUCUCUUCUCCUAGUAACUACUUCCAGGGUUUAACUUCUCUAUCUUCCUAAUAUUUUCUGAUAAAUAUAAUAUUUCGUGGUUCGAUCAAUUUUUUUUAUUGAGAUUUUUUUUUUUUUAGAACAUGGGGCAUAAUUUAAUGAAAAAUUUAGUUUGUAAUAAAUAACGUAAAUACAUAAGAUAUUAUUAAAAUAUCAAGAAUUUGUUAAAUCUGUAAAUUAUCAGUUUUUUGUUUGAUUGAACUAUCUAGAGUAAAGUUCAAAUUCUUGCCAAUGGUAACGAUUAAAUGUUCGAAUAUUAAAACUCUCCUAGCAUCAAAAAUAUACAUUCAAUUCAUUCUGUUCAAGAAAGUAUAUAUAACUUUUUUACGUUAUUUGUUACCAAGAAUAUUUAUAUAUAUAUACGUAGACCGGAAGUGGGUCAUUUAAAUAUGGAAAUUUUGUGAUAUGGUUCAUAUGCUGUGAUUCAUGCUUGAUAUACUUUCAGA